UUGAUGAUUUUCGGAAUAGAAGCAACAAGCCGUUCAGCUCAAGGCAAACCGGUACCAGCCUAUUAGCGUGCUCAGUCGAUUGCAGACCGUAUAGCGCAGAUAAUCUUGCGCGUCGUGUCAUCCCGUUUGCUUCUCAAGUAUGCCAGACGAAUUCUUCGCGAACACAUCGCAAAGAAACAGGUUCUUAUUGGGUUGGUCACUGGAUGUCGUCAGUCAGUUAAAUCUACGUGUAGCUUGGUGAAAUAAAAAAUGGAGCCCGAAAAAAAUGACGAGUUAAACUAUUUGGAUGGACUGCUGGGCGAUGGAGCGAAAACGCAAGUGGACAUCGAUGUUGAUGAGUACGAGCUGCAAUUACCACCGUGGUACGAUGAUGAGAAGUACAAACGGGCGCAGAAGUACUUCAAACAGAACUUUUUCGCGAUGUUCGUAGCCAAACUCUGUGGUUUGCUUGUCAUUCUGGCCGUGCCAAGUAUUGUGAAUGUGCUAGUCUAUACGAAGCAAUCGUCCACUGCCGUGACUGCCUACAGGCGCUAUGUUGGGACUAUAAUGCACACUCUAAACUGGUACUAUGAGGAACUGCUACCGGGAACUCCGUCAUGGAAAUCGAUUACCUAUGUUCGAAGAGGUCAUGUUGCGGUUAGCAAGAGAAGCAAUGCCAAGCUUGCGGGCAGGAUUGUGUCCCAAAAGGAUAUGGCCGUUACGCAGUUUGGGUUCAUGGGGUACGCUGUCCUAGGUUAUAAUAAGCUUGGAAUAGUUUACAACAAGGAAGAUAUGGAAGCAUUGGUUCACUUCUGGAGAGUUAUCGGUUACAUGAUCGGAAUUCAGGAUCGUUACAACCUGUGCACAAACAACCUAGCCUCCACCGAGGAACGGAUGAAACAAGUGCAGGAGCACAUUUUGAAACCCGCAUUGAUCGCCCGGUCGGAAAAUUUCGAGAAAAUGAGCAAAGCCCUGAUAGAGGGCCUGUGGUGUUUUAACCCAUUCCUGGACUACGAUGCCUUCCUGUUCCUGACGGCUCGGCUCACGGGCAUUCCCGGCUAUCACUAUUGGACUGAAGAACACCCGUCACCAGGCUGCGAAACCAAAUACGAUAACUUCGGCAGAUACAGCCGGUUCAUCUUGUACUAUCUUUUGAUAGUACAUGAAGUGUGGAUAAAAUCCACUCUCUUUAGGUGGUACUUAAACAGUCAAAUGAUUCUAUCGAGAUUCCUUAUCACGUACUUCCCGUUUUUGGCUAUUUUCAAGUUCGGUAUAGGAGAUUCCUACGUUCGGAUACUUAAAUAAUGCAACGGCAUUUACCUUCAGUUGAUUUCUUAGAUUUAUUAAGUUCCUUUUAGACAAUGAUUACGCGUUACCUUGCUGCUUAACUGCUAAA
Ochlerotatus camptorhynchus is the source of this 1375-nucleotide messenger RNA. RefSeq lists its product as uncharacterized. Bases 250 to 1284 code for a protein of 344 amino acids. Gene Ontology annotation, molecular function: oxidoreductase activity. The transcript has 6 exons. Lineage: Eukaryota; Metazoa; Arthropoda; Insecta; Diptera; Culicidae. The record is from RefSeq and is a predicted model, not a curated record.